Paramuricea clavata is the source of this 1335-nucleotide messenger RNA. NCBI's taxonomy places the organism in Eukaryota, Metazoa, Cnidaria, Anthozoa, Malacalcyonacea, Plexauridae. The record is from the annotation of a GenBank genome assembly.
AUGAUUCAAGCGUCGAGUGAUGAUUACUGGACCUUUAAAGAUAAAUUGCUUAAAAUGUGGGUUCCAGCCGUAGGCGUGCAGACAGCUGCUGGUUUAUGUACAAGGAAUUUUGAGAAAUUCUUUGCAGAAGAAAUUUCUUGUGUGAUGCCGGACUUCCUAGAUAGAGAAAUGAUUAAAGAAAUUUUCGAGCUUUAUGUUUUCAAGCAAGAUCUUGAGAGUUCUUUUGAUACUCAGCCACCAUUUCAACUCAAUGAAGCUAUAUUGACGGGAAGUUUGACUGAAGGUCUUUUCCUCUAUACCGCAGAGCCACCGGACGUAGACUUCAUGUGCGAGUUAAAGAAUAUCAUGUUUUCAAAGGAUGAUCAAGAAUCUGGUUGCUUGUUGUUAAGAGAUGAUACGCCUUUCGUUUACGCAUUUAUCACAAACAAAGAAACACAACAUCUCUGGAGAGAGUUUUUUGACGACGUAAAUAAAGAAGAGGGAGUGCAUCGACUCUCUUCAAGAAAAUUAAAAGAAAAGCUACAAGAAAACUAUCAAAAAUCAGGCAGAACAAUUUUCCCUUUCUAUGACAAUAAACAACUAGAAGAAGUAGCAGAAGGUGCAGCAUUGACCGUCUUUAAUUCAAAAACAGCUUCCUCUGUCAUACAUUAUCCAAUAGUUUUAAUGAAAACAUUCCUAUUCGAACCAUUAGCUAAAACACUAGAAUUUCUUCACAACGACUGGGACCCUGACCCUUUUUUUAGCAGAAAACUGAUCUCUUUCGAUAUUGUUUUGUCCAUAUUCUGCGAAGGAUGGCCGUUCUGUGCAAAAGAAUGGAUCAUAAGAGAACGACUUUGGCCAGAUAUACAUUCGGUGGAGAAAAUCAAACAAGGUGGAUUUCACAUUAUCCCAAAGAGCUCGCCCGAUGGAGAUUUUCGUUUGUCUUUUUCAUGUGCCGAAACGACGUUGAUUAAAACUCUCACACCACUACAGCUUAAAGUAAUGAGAGCUUUCAAAGCAGUAGUGAAAUAUUAUCAAAAUACCUGGAGUGAGAAUCUGAAGGAGAUUAUAUCAAGUUAUCAUUUGAAAACCAUCGCAUUUUGGCAUUUUGAGAAAUCCUCACAAGAAUCUUGGACUGAAGAAACUUUAGUUCAUCAUCUUGUUACAUUACUCGAAGAGUUAGCAGAAGCUUUGAGAAUGCAAUAUCUUCCAAUGUACUUUAUGCCAAAAUUUAACCUCCUCCAAGAUGUUGACGAUCCCGAACUAAUGCUAGACUUAAUGGAAAGGAUUUCACAACUUUCACACAAUUUCACUGCGAUGUCUGAAGCUGUAGACAAUUACACCACUAGAGUUUAA